GUUAGUAUAUACAAAUAGGCAACUAAUGAAUACAAAUGUUGAUUCGAAAUAAAACCAUGGGACCCGUACAAUGUAUUCGCAUAACUGGUUUCAUGGACAAUUGGCAUCUUUGUGUUAAAAGUUCUGCACGGUCUUUCAUUUUUAACGAUUUACCAAAAAAUUUCUGAGCUGUGGGUCUGCCUAGCGUCACAACCGGUUCAGUCUGCAAAAAUUACACAACCUAUAGACAAUGGUCCAGCAGCAAAGACGACGAGGGACGGGUGUCACCGCCAACAUUUUUUGACAUGCACUCAGCUCGCUCCAAGACCCAGGUUGCAUUUCCCCGCAUUCCCUUGUCCGCACAUCAGGUGCCACCUUCUUCAUUCGCUCUGGGGCAUAGGAGAGAGGCGGAGUGUCUACUGGCGGCCACACCUCCUACUCUCCACAGCGCAUGUGGACAUUUCUCGUUUGCGCUGGAUCUCUCGUGUCAGAAGAUGUGUGUGGAGAGCGAUGGAUGCGAGAUAGAGGGCUGCGGCAGUUCGGAUGAGGUGCACACACUCUCUGGUAGUAUGAGCCCGGCUCUGAAGACGAACCCGGACCUUCAUCCGUGCAAGCCUGGGCAGAAAUUCAGAGCGGCGUUGCUCAAAUGCCGCUCACCAACUGCUGCCGCUGGGAUACUCAGUUUUGGAAACGUGCUCAACUACAUGGACAGAUACACAGUUCAAGGUGUGCUGCUUGACAUCCAGCAGCAUUUCAAUGUGUCUGACACUCUAGCUGGCUUGUUGUCGACGGUGUUCAUCUGCAGCUUCAUGUUUGCCGCCCCUGUCUUCGGUUACCUGGGUGACCGCUUCAACCGGAAGGUCAUCCUCAGCUGUGGCAUCUUCUUCUGGUCAAUCGUGACCUUGUCCAGCUCCUUCAUCACCAACAAAGACCAUUACUGGCUGUUUGUGCUGAGUCGGGGCCUGGUUGGGAUCGGCGAGUCCAGCUACUCAUCCAUCUCCCCCACCAUCAUCGGCGACCUCUUCACCAACAACAGCCGGACCAUGAUGCUGUCCGUCUUCUACCUAGCCAUACCACUGGGGAGCGGUCUGGGCUACAUUCUGGGCUCCACUGCCAAAGAGGCCGCAGGAGACUGGCACUGGGCACUCAGGGUGUCGCCGUUCCUGGGUGUGACUGCAGGAACCCUGAUCCUGGUGUUCGUGCCGGAGCCUAAGAGAGGCACUGUGGAGCAGCACGGAGCCCGGUUCAAGAGCCAGACCACGUGGGUCUGUGACAUGAAAGCUCUGCUCAAAAACCGGAGCUUCGUCUUCUCCUCCCUGGCCUCUGCGACUGUGACCUUUGCCACGGGCGCCUUUGGCACCUGGAUCCCUCAGUACCUGUUCCGUGCACGGGUGGUGCAGAAGACCGCCGAGCCCUGUGUUGAUACACCGUGUAAAAGCCAUGACAGGCCUACUGACAAUGCAAUGUUUUACAGAACUGUUCUUAUAUUCGGAGCGAUCACGUGUGUGACGGGUCUGCUGGGCGUGGUGAUUGGCGCUGUGAUGACCCGGUGGUGUCGACAGAGGACGGAGCGGGCAGACCCGUUGGUGUGUGCCGUCAGCAUGCUGGGCUCGGCCAUCUUCAUCUGCCUCAUCUUCGUCACUGCCAAAAAGAGCAUCGAGGGGGCCUACGUCUGCAUCUUCAUUGGGGAAACACUGCUCUUUUUGAACUGGGCCAUUACAGCGGACAUUUUAAUGUUUGUUGUCAUACCGACUCGAAGAGCCACUGCGGUUUCCCUUCAGGGUUUCACAUCACAUCUCCUGGGGGAUGCAGGAAGCCCAGCUCUCAUUGGCCUGAUCUCCGACAGUCUACAGCAGAGCUACAAGACGUCAGUCCUCUGGCAGUUCCUGAGCCUGGGCUACGCGCUCAUGCUGUGCCCCUUCGUCAUCGUCCUGGGAGGGAUGUUCUUCCUCGCCACAGCCCUCUUCUUCCUGGACGACCGGGAAAAGGCUGAUAAACAAUUGGAGAUAGACAGAGAUCAGCACAGGCCAGGGGUCAGCUCAACACCAGACAUCGAUAUAAGCCAGCUUACCAGGCCACCCUCCUCAGUGAAGGUCAACAAGUGAGGGAGGCCAGAGCUUGGAGGCUGCGCGUGGUGACCAGAUAAAGGAAGGACGGAGAGAGGGGACAAAUGAAGCUGCUCACCCACUGGACGUCCGAGACCAUCAUAUGCCGAUCAGCUCUUUAUCACCGAAGCAAAUGUCACCUCGACACCUCCUUGCUCUCAUGCUUUAUCUACUUCACUUUCUCUUUCUCUCUCUCUUUCUCUCUCUCUCUCUCUCUCUCUCUAGCCUCUGUUUCUUGGAGGCUUCUUGUAACUGGAGCCACAGCAUGGACACCUCACAUUGCGGGCACUGCCUCGUGCCUGAGACUGUGCCAUGUUGUUUUUUAUUUUUUUUUUUUUAUUUUUUGGAAAAAAAGGAUUUUUGAAAAAUGCCAGCCUAACCAGCAGCUGGUGAUGCCUCCCAUGCUGAUGUGGCAGAAACGGGGAGGGGGGCAUGGAGCCAAACCUGGCGCCCGUGUGGAUGAGCCCGUGUUAGUGCCAUACUACUGAAGAAGUACAGAGGAGGAGGAGGCGCAGUGUCUGUCACAAUGCCUGUCAAUCUGCACCAAGUGCCAUGUCAUUACAUUCCCUCACAGAGCCUAGUCACUGUCCCCCCCCAACCCUACCCCAAAAGCUACAAGGUGUUUAAAUACCACCCCCACCCCACCACCACCACCACCACCACCACUACAACAUACACACAAAGGACAGAAGGAAUACUGGAAAGCAAAGUGGCAAACAAAUACACACUCAUGGAGUCAGUGAAGUGUCACCCUCACUGCUGAAAGACUGGAAUGGCAGCCUUAAGAGAUAUACAGCCCCAUUGUGUUACUUUUAAUCUUUUACCUUUUUUUCUUGUCUUUACUUUGUAAUAUCAGCACUUAUUCCCAAAUGCAGUGCCAGCUACAUUACAAAAAAACAUGAUUUUUUGGAAACUUGAGGUCCAAACCUAUGAUUGUUUCAAAGGAUUGGUCAAGAGAGGAGUGUAGCCUAGUCAUGAGAAGACCGUGAAGAUCGGCCUGUGUUAUGUUUUUGUAUAACUAAAAAAAAAAAACGUUUGACAUUUUUUGAAAAAAAAAAAAAAGUCUGUGUAGUAAGGCCUCACCGUGCACAGGUGCCUCAGCUCCAGUGCUCAGCGACCGGAGGAGGAAUUUUAACAAGUAAACAAAGUUGACGCUCCGGCGUCUCUUUUUCAUGUAGAGAUUCCUUACAGUUUGUUGGCUUUGAAAUGUCCCGGAAGCCACCCACUGAGAGAAUGGCAGCCUCAAUAAGCCGGGUUAGAAAUGCGCUGUUUGAGUCUCUGAGAAUAGCAGUCUUUGUGCAAAGCUUUUUACUCUGUCUAUCUGUGCAGUUGUAGAUAUCUAAUUUCUCAAAAAGACAGACAAAGAGAGAUUAAAAGGAAUAGAAGUGUCUUUCAAUGAUGAAGUUAAUUAAAGGCAGACAUUUAUCCCCGGGAAGAGGUCAUUUUACACACCGUGUCAAGCUCCGAUAAGAUGUUCUGGUCAAGUGACUUGACUGGACAGGAGGCAUUCCAUAUGUGCUGAUGAUUAGCAACACAGCAACGUUUUUACUGCUUUCUCCGUUUAACAGACCUAACCUGUGGUCAGCUCAUGUGCUGCUUGAGAACAAUAGACUAUUGGGUUGAAAUCUUGUGGAAUAGUAAUGUUUGUUGACGGAGCCAAAGAAACAACAAAAGUGAGCGCCUUGUUUAAUGAACUGUUGUGGGGGAAAGCAAUAUCAUACUGAAGGUUGUUCUCUUUCUAGUGAAUAUCAAUAUGUGUGUUAUUUGGCUUCCAGUCUCAGUCUUAUGACAUGCUGAUAUUCAGGAUAAUAUCACUUCCUGAUAUGAUGUCCAGCUCAAUUAUGAGGUGCUAAGAAUUCUGUGAGUUAACGUCAAAAGUAAAGCUGAGUUUGGCUUGCAUGGACACUGAUAUAUGCUCUCAGAUUUUAAAUAUGUUAGUUAUUGACAAAGCCCCAAUAUUAUGUCAUAGGAGAAAGCACUUUGCUUUAGUAGGAGGAAGAUUGAACCGCUUUUUUACAUAUAAUAUAUAUUGUAUGCAUAAGGGAAAAUAUUUUCCUUCCAUGGUAGCCUCCAUCCUAAAUGUUUUGAUUUGAUCUGUUUUGCAAAAUGUGCAAUAUACAAAAAAAAUGGAUGAAGAUGGCAAUAAUCAAAGUAUUUUCCCAUGCUCAGUGAUUUUGUUCAGGCAUCAAUAUAUAUAGACCAUUUGCUAGGUGCGUUCAAAUAUUUUCUUAUUGAAAGAUUAAAUUAUUUCUUAUUUUAAUCUUUUAAUUCUUAUUAAAAUAUUAAAUGUAACCUUAGUGUUUCCCCCUAUGUCCUAAUGCUGAGGAGCACCUUGAAGAGAAAUUGGAAAUAAGUGUCAAGUUAGUUGGGGGGGGGGCUCUGUACAGGAGGGGGGGUGGAUGCUCUGACCCUGCAGGUGUGGUGUUUGUGUGUAUGGGGGGAGGGGGGGGGGGGUCUGCACUUCUUUCCAUUGUAUCUCGGCUUUUCUCACUGAGCGUGAGGAGUGAACUGAAUGUGACGCUGACAACUCCUAUGUGUUUACACAUACAACAUUAUCUUAAUUAAGCUUCUUUUCAUCAUUCUUUCAGGAUGUCUUUUUGUUAUUGAGUUAUUGUAUAUGAGUUUUAUAUCUAAAUGCUAUAAAGAUAAACAAAUAUAUUAUGCAGCAGUUUUAAUAUAUUGUAAACAACAGCUUGGAUGCAAUGUAUUUAUUAUUUUCUUUAUUUGUUUUGGUUAGGAAGAAUAUUGAAGAUUUUCUUUUGCUCCUGACUUUAAUAACUCUGUUUUUAAAUCCAUUUUAUUUACACUGUGAUCAUGGGGGUUGGGUCUAUGCGUAAGAGUGAAGGUUUAAACAUAUAUUUACAUGCGCUAACAAAGCCGCUGGCUUUUCAGAUCAUCGUGCUGGUUUGAUUUCAGUUUUUCAGCUUUGAAGUGCAUUCUUUGUUUUAGACCAAUGAACUUGUUUAUUUAUUUUGCACAGUUGGCAGUCAGCAUAGAGUAUGUUAUUCAGGUUUUUAUUUUUUUUUUUUUUGAUUGAAUAGUUGAACACUGGCAAGCUUUCUCAUGCAGCACAUUUAGCCAAAGGCUCUGUUUUUUGUCUGAAGCUGAAAAAUGAUGUGCUAAUCACCAUCACCAUGUAUUCUUUAUUUAAAGGGUUAUAUCUAAAGAAUUAGCAUCAUGGAGUAGAAUAAAUGGGAAACAAAGAAGGUUAAAAAAUGGCAAACACACAUUUGACUGAUUACCAUCACUUGUGAAGGGGAUUUUUUCUUGCCUUUGUUUUUUAAAUGGAAGGAUACCAUCCGAAUGGGUCACAGGAGUGAUGUGAUAUUUUGAGAAUAUGCUUUUUCUUGUCAUACAAGAACAAUGUAUAAAGGACCUUAUUUCUGAUAUUGAGCAGAAACUAGAGGUUAUUCUAUUUUUAGAGCAAGUGUGAUAAACAAAGGGAAUUAAAAUCAUGAAUAAAAACAGAGCAAAAUAUUGUUUAGGAAUAAACUGUGACACUCCUGCUCGGAGUGAAACUGAAAUGUACACCUAUAUGUAAAAGAACAAAUAAACUUAUUUAAUCAAAGCA
Messenger RNA from Alosa alosa (allis shad), 5655 nucleotides. RefSeq names its product spinster homolog 2 (Drosophila) (gene spns2). The coding region runs from base 285 to 2084 and encodes 599 amino acids. Gene Ontology annotation, cellular component: membrane. Gene Ontology annotation, biological process: transmembrane transport; sphingosine-1-phosphate receptor signaling pathway; lipid transport. The record is from RefSeq and is a predicted model, not a curated record. Gene Ontology annotation, molecular function: sphingolipid intramembrane carrier activity; transmembrane transporter activity. The transcript has 16 exons. NCBI's taxonomy places the organism in Eukaryota, Metazoa, Chordata, Actinopteri, Clupeiformes, Clupeidae.